AUGGCCGAAACUACUAGUAUCCACAAGAAAGAAACCAUGCGUUCCGUCAUUUUCGACGGGCAGCCGUACGAAGUUAAUGUGCGCAGCAUUCCAAAGGCAAGCAUCGUCAAGGAAACAGACGCUGUGGUACGCGUUACAACGGCGGCAAUCUGUGGCUCCGAUCUCCACAACUACCACGGCGUUUUCGGCAGUAACAAGGUUCCUUACUCUCUUGGGCAUGAGGCUAUGGGAAUUGUGGAGCGAGUCGGAUCUGCUGUGGAGAUCGUGAAGGUUGGGGAUCGAGUCCUCAUUCCAGACUGUCCCGAUACUGGCUUGCUGGAUGUCGAGCCAGAGAUAAUACCCCCAAUAAGUGUUUAUGGACAGGGCGAGGAUUUUGGGGUUUUGGGAGGUUGUCAGUCCGAAUUUGUUCGAGUCCCCGUCGCAGAUAAAUCUUUGAUUAUCCUUGGCGAAGAGCAUGAAAAUAUAGAAGAUAAAGACUUCCUAGUUCUCACCGAUAUUUUCCCCACUGCCUGGGUCGGAGUGACCUGGUCCGGCUUUGAGGCAGGGGAUACGGUGGCUAUCUUCGGCGCCGGCCCUGUCGGCCUUCUCGCCGCGUAUUCUGCCCUUCUCCGGGGUGCAUCUCGCGUCUAUGUCGUCGAUCAUGUUGAAGAGCGCCUCGAAGCCGCAGCCUCUAUCGGGGCUAUUCCGAUCAACUUUACCAAAGGCGAACCAUCGGCACAGAUCCUUGCCCGGGAACCGGACGGUGUCCAACGCACGGUGGACUGUGUUGGAGAGGAAUGCCUCAACAGCAAACUCAAACAUGAACAAGCAUUCGUCGUGACACAGGCAAUCAAGUGUACGAGUGUGGGUGGUGGUGUCGGCGUGAUUGGAGUGCACUUCGCCCUACCGACAUCCAACGGCGUGAAGCGGGGAAACACCAUUUCACCCACGAUGGAUUUCCCCAUGACAGUUUUCUGGGAGAAGAACUUGACGCUGCGCGGGGGUACGGUGGACAGCAAACUAUUCGUUGAGCCGUUGCUUGAACUCGUGAAAAAUGGCCGAGCCAAGCCUGGCUUUGUUUUCUCUUCCACGAUUGAUAUUGAACAGGCACCCGCGGCAUACCGUCGCUUUGAUGAUAAAUUGGAGACUAAGGUUAUGAUUAAAUUCCCUCGCCCCGGAAAAGAAAAUGGCCAUGUUGCAGCAGAGACUCCGGAGAAUGGAGAGACUGAAAACGGGGCGAAUUUACACGGGUAA
Molecule: messenger RNA, 1233 nt
Organism: Penicillium manginii
Lineage: Eukaryota; Fungi; Ascomycota; Eurotiomycetes; Eurotiales; Aspergillaceae
Product: glutathione-independent formaldehyde dehydrogenase
Exons: 2
Coding region: 1-1233 (410 amino acids)
Molecular function (GO): zinc ion binding; oxidoreductase activity
Source: RefSeq, a predicted model, not a curated record